This is a messenger RNA of Carassius carassius (crucian carp), 1215 nucleotides long. RefSeq lists its product as uncharacterized. Gene Ontology annotation, molecular function: G protein-coupled receptor activity. Gene Ontology annotation, biological process: cellular response to fatty acid; G protein-coupled receptor signaling pathway. The transcript has a single exon. Gene Ontology annotation, cellular component: plasma membrane. The coding region runs from base 229 to 1215 and encodes 328 amino acids. Lineage: Eukaryota; Metazoa; Chordata; Actinopteri; Cypriniformes; Cyprinidae. The record is from RefSeq and is a predicted model, not a curated record.
UAUGCAUUGCUCUUUGGAUUUGCUUUACACUGGUUAAAACCAUUUCUUUAGAGUUCUCUACAUGAUCAUUUUAUUAAAAAAAAUUAUUAAAGGUUUUUCAUCAAUAUUAACCCCUGACAAUGGCAAGAGCAAAGCUGUAUUCCUAUUCAUUUCACCUUAUUGACCUCUGCUGUUUCGGUUCCCUGCAGUGUUUCUAGCACCUGUUGACCAUCUGUGAGGUACGGACUAAUGGCCAAGUUGAACUACCAGCUUCUCUUAUCAGUCUACAUCCUCACCUUCCUGAUCGGCCUUCCCGCCAACAUCCUGGCGUUCUUUACCUUCCUUCAAAAGGUUCACCGCAAGCCAACCCCCAUUGACAUUCUCCUGCUAAACCUGACAAUAUCUGACCUCAUCUUCCUCGCGGUCCUGCCGUUCAAGAUGAAGGAGGCCACUGACAACUUGAACUGGAGCCUGCCAUAUUACCUGUGCCCCAUUAGCAGUUUCCUCUUCUUCUCCACCAUCUACACCAGCACGUUAUUUCUGACCGCGAUUAGCAUAGAGCGCUACUUAGGUGUUGCGUUUCCAAUCCGAUACGCUCUAGGCCGCCGUCCACGCAAUGCUGUGAUAGCAAGCUGCUUCCUCUGGCUUCUGGGAUCUCUGAACCUCAGCAUCGUCUACAUUGUGCCACACAUACCCUCAAGUGAUAAUUCGAGCUACAGCAAGCUGCAAUCUAAUCCCCACGUGACAAUUUGCUAUGAUAACUUCACCGUAGAACAGCUGAACAUUCUUCUUCCUGCUCGUCUGGAGCUUUUUGUCGUGCUUUUCUGUAUACCCCUCCUCAUCUGCUGCUUCUGCUAUAUAAACUUCAUACGAAUCCUCUCCAAUCUGCCUCAUCUCGGACGACGCCGUAGACUCAGGGCCAUUGGGUUGGCGGUGGGGACGCUGUUGGUUUUCACCGUCUGUUUUAGCCCAUAUAACGUCUCGCACGUGGUUGGUUUCAUUCACGGUAAUAGCGAAUGGUGGCGUCAUUUUGCAUUAAUCUCCAGCACUCUGAACGCCUGCUUGGACCCCAUCAUCUUUUACUUUUCCUCGGCUGCUGUUCGCAGUGCCAUACGCUCAUGUGUUAAUGGUCUAAAGAAGAAAAUCCACAUCGUAGAAUGCAGACGCUGCUGUUCUGCUGGCCCUUCCAAAACUGAAGCCUACAAGGAGACAAACCCACCUUUUGACCUGGGGUGA